Molecule: messenger RNA, 5040 nt
Organism: Oncorhynchus nerka (sockeye salmon)
Lineage: Eukaryota; Metazoa; Chordata; Actinopteri; Salmoniformes; Salmonidae
Product: transcriptional regulator QRICH1-like
Exons: 12
Coding region: 296-2830 (844 amino acids)
Source: RefSeq, a predicted model, not a curated record
UUUGCAAGUGGAGAAUUUGCGGUGUAGCCGAAUGAGCGUCGCGACCUACUCGCGCUGUCUGAUGCGGCGGUUGAGUGUCACAGAAGUCCGGGGAUUCACGUUGUUCCAUCGGGCCUACUUCCAUAAUUCUCUCUGCAUUGAUGAAAUACUUUCCUCUGAAUAGUUAGACAAAUAUUAUCGCCAAACGCUCAGAAUUCUGCUGGAGAAACUGUGAGCGAGACAAAUUUGUGUGGAUUACCCCCAUAUUGUUCUCAUCGAAAGCAGGAAGGUGCCGUGGAGGGCAUAGUGACUUGUCAUGAACGAGCCCGUAGAGAGCGGUGUAGUCUCGUUUGACGAGUAUGUGCGUCAGAAGGCCCGCAGUGUGCCCCAGCACCGUAUGAAGGAGUUCCUGGAGUCUCUGGCCAACAAGGGCCCCGAGGCACUGCAGGAGUUCAGCCAGGAGGACGGUGACACCACCACCAUGGUGUACCAGCAGGGGGGCAACUGUGUCUACACAGACAGCACUGAGGUGGCUGGCUCGCUGCUGGAGCUGGCCUGUCCGGUGCAGGUGAACUCUGCACAGAUCUCACCCCAGAUGGCUGCUGGUGUGCACCAGGGGUCUGAGCAGCAGAUACAAGUACAGGUGCAGAUCCAGGGACAGCAGGGUCAGACGGUGGACCUCCAGGGCAUCCCCACAGCAGCACAGCUGGUCCAGCAAGGAGAGCUCACAGAGGAGCAGCACCAGCAGAUCCAGGCCCAGUUGGUGGCAGCAGUGUCAGGAGGUCAACAGAUUAGACUACAAAGCGGUCAACAAAUCCAGCAUAUUCAACUACAAGGGGGUCAGCAAAUUCAGCUCCAAGGAGGCCAACACAUCCAGCUUCAAGGGGACUUACAGGGUGGCCAACAGAUCCAACUUCAAGGGGGUCAGCAGAUCCAACUUCAGGGGGGUCAGCAGAUCCAACUUCAGGGGGGUCAGCAGAUCCAACUUCAAGGGGGUCAGCAGAUCCAACUUCAAGGGGGUCAGCAGAUCCAACUUCAAGGGGGUCAGCAGAUCCAACUUCAAGGGGGUCAACACAUCCAACUUCAAGGGGGUCAACACAUCCAACUUCAAGGGGGGCAACAAAUCCAGCUACAAGGCGGGCAACAAAUCCAGCACAUUCAGCUACCAGGUGGUCAACAUAUUCAACUACAGGGUGGGCAGCAGAUCCAGUUCCAGACAGUAGAGGCCAUGUCUCCUCAGCAACAGCAGGGCUCUCCCCGGGAGGCAGAGAGGAGGGCGGGUACCAGCGUCCUCCAACCUGCCAAGAAGCGCAAGGUGGACGUCCCCAUCCAGGUGUCGUACUCCCUCCCUCAGGGCCAGCAGGGCCAGCAGGUGGUCCUGGCCCUCCCCCAGGGGCAGGGGCAGCAACAGCAGUUCCUGUCCCUCCGGCCCGACCUGCUUACUGUGGACAGCACCCACCUGUACAGCACCACAGGUACCAUCACAGGCCCUGCCGGGGAGACCUGGACCAUCCCUGUGUACUCCGGGGGGCAGCAGGGGGGCGUGCAUCACAUCGCCAUCCCCCAGGAGGCUUACAACACAAUGCAGGUGUCCUCCUCUGGUCACCACGACAACAAGGACAAUAGGGUGGCCCACUCCUCGUCGUCGGGGACUGGGUCCGUCCAGUCGGGCACCACGGUGUCAGUCUCCGAGACGACGACAAACGACGAAGUGGUGCAGACGCUUUUCCCGGCGCAGUUCAUGAACGGGAACAUCCACGGCCCUGUGGUGGUGCAGACGGUGGGAGGGGCUUACAACGCCACGCAGCAGCUCCACAUCUGGGACCCCCAGCAGCAGCAGGAACACCAAGAGCAACAUCUCCACCUACAGGGUCAUGUGGAGUCAGAGUCACAGGUGGAGGCCCCCCAGGAGCUGCUGCUGCCUGUCUCCCUGAAGCCUGAGGAGGGCAUGGACGUGUGGCGCCUCUGGGUCCAGCGCAAGAACACAGAGCUGGACAAGGACGAGCAGAACAAGCUGGCGCCCAUCGGACGUCGUCAGGCACUGCGCUUCCAGGAGGACCUGGUGUCGAGUGCGGUGGCUGAGCUCAACGUGGCUCUGGCCCUUAUGACCCAAGAGGCCCGGGGGUUGGAAGGAGAACAGUUUGAGCCUGAUGCCCUCUACUACAUCUUCCUGUGUAUACAGAAGUACCUCUUUGAAAACGGACGGGUGGAUGAUAUCUUCUCUGACCAGUACUACACACGCUUCUCCCAGUGGUUACACAAAGCCCUGGACGAGUGGAGGCCUGUCAUCCAUCCACUAGGGUACAUCAUUCCCAGUCACGUGACAGAGGAGAUGCUGUGGGAGUGUAAACAGCUGGGUGCCCACUCACCAGCCACGCUGCUCACAACACUCAUGUUCUUCAACACUAAGUAUUUCCGUCUAACAACGGUAGAGCAGCACAUGAAGGUGGCCUUCUCUAAAGUGCUGAGGCACACAAAGAAGAACCCGUCCAACCCUAAGGAUAAGAGCACCAGUAUCCGCUAUCUGAAGGGCCAUGGGCCCUUAGGAACACACCAUGCAGGGCAGAAAGUGACCGAUGACAUGUAUGAGGAGCAGGCUGAGGAUCCUGAGAACCCUCUGCGAUGCCCAAUUAAGCUGUAUGAUUUUUACCUCUUCAAAUGUCCCCAGAGUGCUAAGGGGCGUAACGACGCGUACUACCUGACACCAGAGCCCGUCGUGGCGCCCAACAGUCCCAUAUGGUACUCCACUCAGCCAAUCACGAGUGAGCAGGUGGAGCACAUGCUCACGCGCAUCAUCAUGGUGCGGGAGAUCCAGGAGGCCAUCGCCAUGUCGUCGGCCAGCAUGCACUGAGCAGGGGAGGGGAGGAGGAACUGAAAUGGACACACUAACCCCCGAAAUCAGCCUUCCUCUCUCUCAAGCGUUCCUCUUUGUGGUACCUCCUUCACUCAGUAACUAACUCUAAGGACCUCCAGUGGCCUCAGUCUCAACCCAUCACACCUGCCAACCAUAGGAGUGGGGGAGCGAUCGAUAGUGUUUACAGAGUGGACUUAUGGGCCUUUUUUUAAGGAAUAGACUCCUGCGUUUAUUCAUCUAAUGGCAGUUCAAUGGCAGUUAUGUCACCCUCAAUGCUGUUAUCUUUUUGGGGAUGGUCACACGUGUACGUAAGCCACCACUUCACCUAACCCCCCACCUCACUUCACCAUAGAAUUGUUUCCUGGACUGACGAGACGAGUGAGAUGGAUUUUGACAAAGUCACUAAAUCAGAGCUCAUCAUGUACUCCUGUAGGCUGUUGCAGCCCCCAAUAAAGAUGACAUGGUCAGAAAUGGAUGGUGAAAUAUUGGAUAUAUAUUCAGUCAUAUAAAUAUAUUAUACACAUAGUGACUUCAGAAAGUAUUCGUACCCCUUGACUUAGUCCACAUUUUGUUACAGCCUGAAUUAAAACGUUUAUUUUUAAUCUCACCCUUCUACACACAAUACCCCAUAAUGACAAAGUGGAAACACGUUUUUAGAAAUGUUUGCACAUUUAUUGAAAAUGAAAUACAGAAUUUACAUAAGUAUUCACACCCGAGUCAAUACUUUUUCUAGGCACCUUUGGCAGUGAUUACAGCCGAGGGUCUUUCUGGGUAAAAGGCGCUGCGUGGUCAAGCCAUACAGCAUUUACUGCGAUGCGGCCUCCGCAGAAGUCAGAGCAAACAUACUUUUUGCGCUUCGCUGAGCUGUUGUCAAGGAAGUGAGUUUGUGUUUAUACAGGACCUCUCGCCCCCACCUACCUUCAAAUCAGUCAUGUCAAUGCGGAGCCCUCCGCAUUGUUAAAACAUUUUGAGAGGCGCAUAGCGAUGCGGUAUAGCGAUGCGGUACGGAGCUUGAUUUGGCCUCUGCGCGCUUCAGGAGACUCCGCCUUAGCAUCACACCCUCCAUACAAACACUCUGAUCAAGUGUAAUUUGGCUUUAAGUCUUUAAGAGCUUUCCACACCUGGAUUGUGCAACAUUUGUCCAUCGUACUUUUCAAAAUCAUUCCAGCUCUAUCAAAUUGCUGGACAGCCAUUUUCAGGUCUUGCCGUAGAUUUAAGUCCAAACUGUAACUCGGACAUUCGGGAACAUUCACUGUCUUCUUGGUAAGCCAUAACAAAUGGGUUGAAUACUUAUUGACUCAUGAUAUUUCUGCUUUUUAAAUUUGUAAAAGUUUAUAAAAACAUAAUUACACUUUGACAUUGUGUGUGUGUGUGUAGGCCAGUGACAAAUCUCAAUGUAAUAAUUUUAAAUUCCGAUUGUUACAAUGUGGAAGAAGUCAAGGGGUGUGAAUACUUUCUGAAGGCACUGUAGACUACCCUAAGUAUUUAGUUGGAUAAUGAUGCUAAAAACCAAAAAUGAUUAAUUUGGCUCUCAUACCCCCAAGACAUUUGAACCUCUCAACAUGACCAAUAAGAGGUUAGCAUUUUUGUUGUUGUUGAGGAGCAUCAUUCACUCACUAUUCAGGAUUAAUUAAUGAUUGUCCAUAAUCAUGGUAGCAUCCACAAUAAUGUAGUGUUAACAAACAUUUUAUUCUUACUUACAAUAAAAGGUGACUCCAAAAUGACACAAUACAUUAUUCACCAUUCCUAUUGGGCAAAAUAUAAUCCGAAACACAACCAAACUGCAAAUGCAUCCACAAGUUUGUAAUCACGUAUGAAAAUACCUUCAAAUAAAAGGUGGCAUUCUGUACUGUCGCCUCAUAACAUUUGAUGUCAUCCAAGAUGCUAGAGUAUAGGGCCAAAUGUACAUAUUUUAGCUUCACUGUCCAAAUAAAUACGUAGGGGAGUGUAUAUGGAAAUGUACCACAUUUAACAUGUUAGCCCUCACAGGGACCCUCCUGUGCCUCUUGUCCUCUAAGCUCUCAGGUUCCAGACAGGACAGGAGCCAAGAGCAGAGUGGAUUACACACCAACAGACAUUUAAUGGGAACUCUGCUCACUUUUUUUUUUUUUUACAUGUAUUUUUAUUGGCAUUUAUGAUCUCCUGUAUGUAUUGAUAUUCUAGUGGUGUUGGAGGCUAAAUAAGAAAGUCUGUUUUUUCCCCCCAAA